AUGUCACGUUCUCCCACGGAAGAAUCUGAUCUUGAAAAGAUCGCCAUAAGAACGCCCCAAGGUGGCGAAUCCCCGCACCAAGGGCAUGAGGCCGGUGUGAAACCAGAUGGCCGGGAAUUGGUGGAAUGGGAUGGCCCUGAUGAUCCUCAGAAUCCGCAGAAUUGGUCUCUCUUGCGGCACUGGUGGAUGAUUGGAUUGGUUUCAGCAGUCACCUUCAAUAUGUAUGCCUUGAGACGACCCUCGAUGGCAUCAACCGUGACGGCGCCUGCAGUGCCUCUGAUUAUGGAACGGUUCAAGAACAACAGCUCGGAGCUAGAAUCCUUUGUAGUUUCGGUAUGCAUCAUUGGAUUCGUAUUUGGGCCCUUAGUUGUCGCGCCGCUGAGUGAGCUGUACGGCCACGCAGUCAUUUUGCACACGACCAACAUCCUCUUCCUUGUCUUUACUAUUGCUAGCGCCGUGAGCACCAAUCUCGGCAUGUUCAUCGCAUUCCGACUGCUCAUGGGCCUCGUGGCCUGUACCCCCUUAACACUAGGAGGGCCUGUUAUUGGAGGUUAUCUGGCCAAAGGGGCUGGCUGGCAGUGGGUUUUCUGGCUUGUUGCCAUUCUGUCCGGAGUAUUGACAAUCUUAUGCCUUGUUUCCAUCCCCGAGACGUACGCUCCUGUCCUCUUGAUCCGGAAAGCAGCGCGCUUGCGAAAGGAGACCGGCAAUCCCAAAUUGCACUCAGUAUUUGAUAACCCGAAAAGUCCCUUGUGCACUUUUGCUACGGCCAUCUUUCGGCCGACGAAAAUGCUUCUCUUUGCCCCCAUUGCCACGAUAAUGGCUCUUUAUAUAGCCUUGAUCUACGGCUACAUGUAUCUGCUCUUCACAACCUUCACCUUCAUCUUCAUCGACCAAUAUGGCUUUAAUUCUGGACAAGCCGGCCUCGCAUAUCUCGGAGUCGGCGUAGGAUCCAUCCUGGGCCUUUCUGCCACCGGGUUUUACUCCGAUGCCAUUGUCAAGAAGAAGAGACAGGGGGGUGUUUCCAAACCGGAAGAACACCUUAUCCCUUUGAUCUUCGGUGCUUUUCUAGUUCCGAUGAGCUUCUUCUUCUACGGCUGGGCCGCUUAUUACAAGAUCCACUGGAUUGUGCCCAUUAUUGCAACGGGCCUCUUCGGCCUUGGCAUGCUCUGUGCGUUCAUGCCCGUUCAACUCUACCUUGUUGAGACGUACACGAUCUACGCGGCCAGUGCUAUUGCCAGUAAUACUGUCCUUCGAUCCAUUCUGGGGGCAGUCCUUCCCCUCGCCGGGCCAGAAGAUGAACUCUCGGCCUAG
Molecule: messenger RNA, 1311 nt
Organism: Aspergillus udagawae
Lineage: Eukaryota; Fungi; Ascomycota; Eurotiomycetes; Eurotiales; Aspergillaceae
Exons: 4
Coding region: 1-1311 (436 amino acids)
Biological process (GO): transmembrane transport
Cellular component (GO): membrane
Molecular function (GO): transmembrane transporter activity
Source: RefSeq, a predicted model, not a curated record